AUGUCUUGCUACAGUGAGUCCUGCAGAGCCUGUGGGGUGACCUGUCCUCAGCCAAUUGCCGAGAGCUACAAUGAGCCAUGUGUGCAGCAAUGCCCUGACUCCAGAGUAGUGAUCUUCCCCCCACCAGCUGUGGUGACAGUCCCGGGCCCCAUACUCAGCUCUUUUCCUCAGGAGAGCAUUGUGGGAUCAUCAGGCCCAGCCUGGUUGGGGAGUUCCUUUAGUUCCCGAAGCUCCUGGGGCUAUGGGGGCUCCUUGGGCUUGGGGAGCUACGGGGGUUACGGGAGCUCCCUGGGCUUGGGGGGUUCCUCUGGCUAUGGGGGCUCCCAGGGUUAUGGGAGCCCCUUUGGCUUGGGAGGCUAUGGAGGCUACAGGCGCUCACUUGGGUAUGGCCGUUCCCUAGGUUAUGGAGAUGAUAUGGGCUAUGGGGGCUCCCUGGGCUGUGGGGGUCAACAUGGGUCCAGUGGCUUUGGCAAUUUUGGGAGGUCCUACAGCUCUGGCUUCUCCUCCUGUGGCACGGGAUAUUACCUCCCUGGUGCCCAGAGGUGGGGCAGGUCCCACCGCAGGAGCUGCGGGGCUUUCUAA
Harpia harpyja (harpy eagle) is the source of this 582-nucleotide messenger RNA. RefSeq names its product beta-keratin-related protein-like. NCBI's taxonomy places the organism in Eukaryota, Metazoa, Chordata, Aves, Accipitriformes, Accipitridae. The transcript has a single exon. The record is from RefSeq and is a predicted model, not a curated record. Bases 1 to 582 code for a protein of 193 amino acids. Gene Ontology annotation, molecular function: structural constituent of cytoskeleton. Gene Ontology annotation, cellular component: intermediate filament.